Molecule: messenger RNA, 486 nt
Organism: Emericellopsis cladophorae
Lineage: Eukaryota; Fungi; Ascomycota; Sordariomycetes; Hypocreales; Bionectriaceae
Exons: 1
Coding region: 1-486 (161 amino acids)
Source: RefSeq, a predicted model, not a curated record
AUGAUUUCCGACCCUGUCUACUUUAACGCCGUGGCCUUUUCGACCCAAGGUUACUUUGAGGCGAUGGUGCAUGGUCACAUAACGGCCAAGCCGCUGCUUCAUCUGGCCCGGACCCUGCAACUCCUGCGAAAAAGACUCGACAGCCCCGAUAGCCCAGGGUUCAGCACAAAUUCGACGAGGUUGACUAUCGUGCUCCUGGCCUUGGUGUCGGAGGACAUUGAGCUCGGCGAGACCAUCGCCCAUCAUCUGGCGGGGUUGGCCAGGCUCGUUAGUCUCCGCGGUGGCCUUUUGCAAGUUCGCCCAGAGAGCGAGGAGUUAUGGACCAAAGUUUGCAGGAUUGAUAUCGUCGUCGCCAUCAGGUCUGGCACGAGGCCAAGAUUCUGCCGAGACACCUUAUCCUGGUCACCAUAUCUCCUCAAGAAUCAAGUGAAAGAUAGAUGGCGCCACGAAGCACCCGCCCGAGGCCAGGCGGCCAGGGCCAAGUGA